CAGCGAAUCAGAGUGUCGACUCAGGCUCUGAUAACACAAGCUGGCCUGUGAGCUGACAGGAGAGGCGGGGCGAGGUAUCAAGUAGCACGCUAGAUUGAUUGCCUUUGAAUGUUAAAGGGGAAAGAGGCUGCAGAUCUUUUUUCUGGAGUCUGAAGUGGGUUUAUUCCCUUUUGAGAAGCAGGGGGUCAAGUGAAAGACAAAGGCAAAAUGGGAGACGGCACUUUGCAGGGGAAUGGAGCCUGGAGAAGGGAGAAGAGUCCCUGCCGGUCUGUGAGGCUCGCAGGCAGUGUAUUUGAAGCUUUCUGUUGCCUUUUGUUUCCUGCUGCUCUGAGCUUGAAGGAAUAGGGCUCCUCUCUCCCUGUCGCGCUCUCUCCCCUCCUCCUCCUUCUCUCACUUUCUCUGACCAAGGAGAACGUUAAAAUGCAGCCUCCACUGCAGGGGACCCGUCACCUGGAAAUCUUAUGUGAAGGAGUGCCCCACGUGUUUCAGGAAGAAGGGAGUGCGGAGGGCUGAAGGUGACUUUUGGUUGACCUUUUGCAGAUCACCUGUGCUUCAGAUCUCAAGAUGUCUGGAGAUGGUUCGUUUAACGCUGGAGGCGAUGCUCAGCAAAGUCUGCAGUCUUUCUGGCCCAGAGUCAUGGAGGAGAUCAGAAACCUCACUGUGAAGGAUUUUAGAGUUCAAGAGCUUCCAUUAGCUCGAAUCAAGAAAAUCAUGAAGCUGGAUGAAGACGUAAAGAUGAUCAGCGCUGAAGCACCAGUUCUGUUUGCUAAAGCUGCUCAGAUAUUCAUCACAGAGCUGACGCUACGAGCAUGGAUACACACAGAGGACAACAAACGCAGGACUCUCCAGAGGAACGAUAUUGCAAUGGCCAUCACGAAAUUCGACCAGUUUGAUUUCUUGAUUGACAUCGUUCCCAGAGAUGAACUGAAGCCUCCCAAAAGACAGGAAGAAGUGCGCCAGUCAGUCGCGCCCGCAGAGCCCGUCCAGUAUUACUUCACGUUGGCACAGCAGCCAGGUGCUGUGCAGGUCCAGGGGCAACAGCAGGGGCAACAGAACACCGGCGCCACAGCCACCCUCCAGCAGGGGCAGAUUAUUAUCACACAGCCGCAGCAGGGGCAGGUGUUACAAGGAGCAGGCGUGCAGCAGUAUCAGCAGGUGCAAGUCGCACAGCCCCAGACAACGGCGUCCUCAAUGACGAGCCAGCCUGUGACCAUGCAGGUGGGAGAGGGCCAGCAGCUACAGAUUGUGCAGGCUGGGCAGGGGCAGCAGGCAGGGGCAGCCGGGGGGCAGACCAUGCAGGUUCUGCAGCAAAUAAUCACCAACACUGGAGAGAUCCAGCAGAUACCGGUGCAGCUGAACACAGGGCAGCUGCAGUAUAUCCGGUUAGCCCAGCCUGUAUCCGGGGGACAAGUUGUUCAAGGACAGAUUCAGACACUUGCCACCAACGCACAGCAGUUAACGCAGACAGAAGUACAGCAAGGGCAACAGUUCAGCCAGUUCACUGAUGGACAGCAACUCUACCAGAUCCAGCAAGUGACCAUGCCAGCAGGACAGGAGCUGAGCCAGCCCAUGUUCAUCCAGUCAAGCCAGGCAGCCGACGGGCAGGCCACACAGGUCACCACGGACUGAGCAGAGCCACCACAGGGGAGGGGCUGCCACGCAAACUGAAGCAAGAACACACGGGGCCAGAGGCAGACUCGGCGUGCUCUCUCUGUCUCGUGCUAUUUUCUGCACCAAUGUAAUUAUUGCACACAAUGUCUGCAGUAGCCUCUGGCACACUAUAGUGUUGUGCGGUUGAAACCAGAAUCUAAAAUAAGAGGAAAAACAAACACACAUUGCAAAUUAAAAAAAAAAAAAAAAAAAAAAGGUUUUAAAUUGUUCAGAACCCUGUCGCAUUUCUUUUCAAGGAAAUGGAAACAUUUAAUAACAUUGAAUGGUUUUGCUUGUAUAAAGGCACAGCUGGCAAUGUUGGUAAUAUGCACAUGUUUGUUUUUAUAUACAAAAACAAAUAUUUUAUAUAUAGCUAGCUGGUUGGUGCAUUGAUAGCAGGAAGGUGGAAUUUAGGAUUGCUGCGUUUGUAAAACUAGUGUGGAAUUGUUUGCAGAUGGGCAGUCUAACGCUUUAUAUAAUUUCUGUAUAAUCCUGCCACCUAUGGCAUGCCACUCAUUCCUCUUACUUGCACUUAAAUACAAUACUUUUCCAUCUCUCUUCUUUCCAGCAACUCUAGGAACUGGAUUUACUUUAGUGUGUACCAGGGUGGUGUCCCUCCCUCUUAUGCAGCAAACUGUUCUGAUCAUGUUUUGUAUGGGGUGCUCAACAUGUGUGUGCCUCCUGUGGCUCAAGAAAAGAUGUGUAUAUACUCAAGAGACUAUGCUUUUCUGAGCAGCCCCUUUCCCGGGCUUGUUUUGGCAAACAAGCAUAGUAGUGACCUUUUCAAACCUCCUAAAAGCACAGUAUAGUCCCACUCAAGUUUCCUGUAUUCAUGUCUGCAUGUAGGGAAUCUACCAAGGCAGUUUUAAUUUUAGACUCUGUUAGAUGCAGUGGAAUUGUUUUUCUUUCUUCGUGGAAAUAUAAAUCUCAUGCCUUUUACAGUCCAUACUAUCAGUGACAAAGACAUAUAGCAGGACAGGCUUGUAAAACUGCUGGUUAUACGUUCUUCCCAGCUAAGCAUUCUUUGCAUACCUAAUUUUGUUUUCAAGCAAAUUUCUUACUUCCUUGUGUAGUCUGUUUUAGUUUUUUUGUCAGAUUUUGCAGAAUGGGUUUAGAACACACAUUUUAAACAUUAGCGUAUAUACAUUUUUAUAACAGAAAAGGUAACCCUUUCCAAGGUAAUUCAUAACUAUUCAGAAAGUGUGUUCCAGCAGCCUGGAAAGAAAGAAAAAUGUAUUGUGCACGUAGCUGUUGAACCGUGCAGCUCAAAUAUCUGAAUUGUAACAGACAAAAAUUACAGGGAUAAAACAGACAGCACAAGGAAUUACAAAGAGUGUAUGAUGUUAGAAAUGUUCUGUAUGUCUUGAACAGUAUUCACAUCCCAAGCACUGCAGAUCUGCCUCUGCUGUGAUCCCUGGCUCGAAUCGCACCCUGCUGUGAGAGUCCUGUGUUGUGUAUUUGUGACUGUGAGAGUUCUUGAAGGUGUGUAUUCCCGCAGCCUCUCCCCCACCCCCCGUGUUCAAUAUCGUGUUGUAUAUAGAAGACUCUGUUACCUGGACCAGGCUCGAGUCAGCAUUCAGACACCUUAGUCUGUGGAAACCUUUUUUAUUAUUGUUUGUAAUUGUACUAGAUUAAAAUGUAUUUUUAUUUCAUUUUUUUUUUUUUUUGCAUGUAGUUUAAACUGCCAGCAUGUAAUGCAAUAAACUUUUUGAGAUUA
Molecule: messenger RNA, 3367 nt
Organism: Polyodon spathula (Mississippi paddlefish)
Lineage: Eukaryota; Metazoa; Chordata; Actinopteri; Acipenseriformes; Polyodontidae
Gene: nfyc
Product: nuclear transcription factor Y, gamma
Exons: 12
Coding region: 565-1629 (354 amino acids)
Biological process (GO): regulation of DNA-templated transcription
Cellular component (GO): nucleus; CCAAT-binding factor complex
Molecular function (GO): DNA-binding transcription activator activity, RNA polymerase II-specific; protein heterodimerization activity; DNA binding
Source: RefSeq, a predicted model, not a curated record